AUGCACAGGACCGUACAGGUACCGCCAGACACAACCACUAGCGCUGCAGCGGAUAACCCUAGUAUCAAGGUAAAGCAUUGGGCUUUAAUAACUAGGGCCAUAAGUUUUUCCUAACCACCAAGAAGGGAUCUGGACCCAUAGUUCUAACUAAUAUUAGCUCAAUCUAAACAAUACUUUUAUAUAAGGAGUCCUCUAUGGAUCUGGCCUGCAUUUCCAGUAGCUUUGAGCAUUGCUCAUUGGUUUAUCAGUUGGUCAGCUUGACCAUUUGAGUUCAGUGCAGCGCUGCGGUCGUGCAUGACGGUUGAACAGCGUGUUGUGUUCCAGUAAUGAAUAUCUCUCUUGUGGUUGUGUCUCCUGUUGGUUUGCUCUCUGACGACUGCUUCACAGGACCCUGACGACAAAGGACUAAGUAAGUCACAUAAGGAUUUCACUGUCACACAACCAUCUGAAGCUCAUCCAUGGCUCCCACAGUCAUAUAAUAUUGUAAUUUAAGCCUUGACUAUGACAUCCAAUGCAUUGUCAUCAAAACCUCUCUCAUAGUCAUCCAGCCUCUAACGUUUUGAUAGUCGGCCUAGUUUGACUACAUAAAAAUAUAUACAACACUGCUUAUUAUCUAUUCCGUUCAAAGCACAAACAGUACUCUCUAUACACACAUUGCAUCCAUGUAACACUACCCAACACUCAUAUUUCUAACAGAUUGUCUUGACAUCAGCCUCUGUACACUGUGAUCAGCAUUUACACUGUAGUCAGCAUUACAUUAUCACCAGCAAACUGAGUCAUAUAGUGUGAUGAUGUCACCAAAUCAAUGGUGAUUCGUCAGUUGGAUCAUGUAGGCUGCUUUUGCAUUGUUACAGCAGGCUCCUCAGAGAGUACUAUUGGUAUGUGUUUCCCCAGCAUAGAUAGGCCAGUUUAGAGACACAUACAGUAGAGAAAAAAGUCUGUAGAAUAAUAUACUGUAGGGGACAUAAUAGACUGUCUUGACUCCUGUGUAGUCCAGGAGACUUAACUCUGAUGAUCCAAAGUUUUAAAUUCUUAAAACUAAUAGAAAGAACAACGAAUAUAAAAUCACAAAACUAUAAUAACGUGUGGGUGUGUGUGUGUGUGCGUGUGCGCAUGUGUGUUACAGAGGUGUCAUAUUACUGUCAGAAUCACCAUUUUGUUGGGGACCUUUUCUGUUGAACAAAUCCCUAUUCCACACCCUUGGCUGUGUUAAGACCCUUCAGGAGUCCUGAAUGUUGUGCUAGUAUGGUUCCAACCAUAACUUAAAACAUGUAUUUUUAGUUCACCUUUAUUUCUUCAGGUAUAAUCUCUUAGUCCAAAAUGACCGCAGGGCCACAGUGUUGUAAAGAAAAACAUGAAAACACACAUUAACAUGGUGUAUAAAGCUCUAUGACCUUGACAUGGCCAUGCAUGCACCUUGAUGUGAUUUGAUAGGAGGACCUGCUGUGAUCUAAUUUUAGGAUAGAGGAGGAAGGUCUCACAGAUAUACCGUAAUGCUGCCCUUCACAAAACCUAACUUGAGAGGGUAUAGUUUUUAGAAAGCACAAUACGUACAAUAUUCACACCUCCAUCUCCUAAAGGUUCCUAGCACUGCACUCUCCUGGUGAACCCGUGUAUCUCUGUGCCUUCACGUUGUGACCUUGUAUUACGUUAACUCAAUAGACGUCAUCAGUGGGAGGGGUGUUUCUGUGAUGCUGACAUUCUCUUCGUUAUACUUUCAGAGCAUGUAACCUCUAAUGCCAGCGAUAGUGAAAGUAGUUACCGUAAGUCCUGGUGUCCCCUCUCCUUCCAUCCCUCCCUCCGUCGACAGGCUGCCUGUAUUCUUUAAUUUGUUGUUUUACAUGUCUCCAUCAUCAUCUUCUGUUGUAUGAUCUAUUCUGUGUUUGGUCUGAGCAGCAUACUCAGAGGAUCACACACGUUAGGGUCCCCAAGCUACUUCAGGGAUGCAUGUUGAAAUAGAAGUCUUAUUAGAACAGUGGUUCUCAACCCGAGGUACAGAGAGUACUUGAGAAGACUCAUGAGACCAUAGGCUUACUGGUAAAAUGCACAUGCGGGGUUCUUCAGCGGUACUCCGGACAGAGCUAAACGUAUUCGGUGGUACAGUAACCAAAAAAGGUUGAGAACCACUGUAUUAGGACAGCUACUGGAUUGACAUGAACACAAUGUAGAGCUUUAGCAGUGUGUUUGUGUGUGAGAGGAACAUAGAGAGUUGUGACUAUACAGCAGGUGUUCUACUUUCUCUACUGCAAUUAAAUACUUUUGAAGAAAAGCAAAUCUGCUCAUACAUAUUCACAAGCUUUGUGACAUGCAUGCACAUUAGCUACUCGUUUAAUGUUGUUCUGUACAGAUGGAGCAAAGGGGGUCAUUAAGUGAAUUCCAUUUUGAUACGCACACUUACAACGGGGACAAGGAGAAUACUGACUGAUACACACACUCACAAACAGCAUGCCAACAGCUGGUCUGACUCCUAACCAUUAUCACAGUAUCUACUGCACCGCCACUGUCUGUCUAAACAUGACUGCCUGUUCUGUCUGUCCUAUCAGGUAGCCAGGAGGAGUACGUCCUGUCCUACGAGCCAGUCACACAGCAGGAAGGUAAGACACUUACAUUAUCAUCUCUGUCACACAUCAUCUGACAUACAGCAGCAGAAUCACAGGAUAGCUCAGCUCUCACUGCCCCAUUAGAGUUAGUUAUCUGACUUGGUUACAGUAUCUUAGUUGGUUUGUUAUCUUAGUUAGUUAUAUGCUUAUACAAGGGCAGUAUUGAUACAAUAGAUCCUUCUUGUCUGUCCAGUGAACUACACACGGCCCGUCAUCAUCCUGGGGCCAAUGAAAGACCGCAUCAACGAUGAUCUCAUCUCAGAGUUCCCCGACAAAUUUAGGUCCUGUGUCCCACGUGAGUACCAACAUUUUUGUUACAUACACAAUUUUAUGUUUUUAUUUUAGUCAUUUAGCAGACGCUCUUAUCCAGAGCAACUUACAGGAGCAAUUAGGGUUAAGUACCUUGCUCAAGGGCAUAUCGACAGAUUUUUCACCUAGUCGGCUCAGAGUUACGAACCAGCAACCUUUUGAUUACUGGCCCAAUGCUCUUAACCACUAGGCUACCUGCCACCCUAUGUUGACCCUUGUCUUCUACAGUUGAAGUCGGAAGUUUACAUACACCUUAGCCAAAUACAUUUCAACUCAGUUAUUCACAAUUCCUGACAUUUAAUCCUAGUAAAACGUCCCUGUCUUAGGUCAGUUAGAAUCACCACUUUAUUUUAAAAAUGUGAAAUGUCAGAAUAAUAGUAGAGAGAAUUAUUUAUUUCAGCUUUUAUUUCUUUCAUCACAUUCCCAGUGGGUCAGAAGUUUACAUACACUCAAUUAGAACUUGAUAGCAUUGCCUUUAAAUUGUUUAACUUGGGUCAAACGUUUCGGGUAGCCUUCCACAAGCUUCCCACAAUAAAUUGGGUGAAUUUUGGCCCAUUCCUCCUGACAGAGCUGGGGUAACUGAGUCAGGUUUGUUGGCCUCCUUGCUCGCCACGCUUUUUCAGUUCUGCCCACAUAUUUACUAUAGGAUUGAGGUCAGGGCUUUGUGAUGGCCACUCCAAUACCUUAACUUUUUUGCCACAACUUUGGAAGUAUGCUUGGGGUCAUUGUCCAUUUGGAAGACCCAUUUGCGACCAAGCUUUAACUUCCUGACUGAUGUCUUGAGAUGAUGCUUCAAUAUAUCCACAUAAUUUUCCUUCAUCAUGAUGCCAUCUAUUUUGUGAAGUGCACCAGUCCCUCCUGCAGCAAAGCACCCCCACAGCAUGAUGCUGCCACCCCCGUGCUUCACGGUUGGGAUGGUGUUCUUCGGCUUGCAAGCCUUCCCCUUUUUCCUCCAAACAUAACGAUGGUCAUUAUGGCCAAACAGUUCUAUUUUUGUUUCAUCAGACCAGAGGACAUUUCUCCAAAAAGUACGAUCUUUGUCCCCAUGUGCAGUUGCAAACCGUAGUCUGGCUUUUUUAUGGCGGUUUUGGAGCAGUGGCUUCUUCCUUGCUGAGUGGCCUUUCAGUUUAUGUCGAUAUAGGACUCGUUUUACUGUGGAUAUAGAUACUUUUGUACCUGUUUCCUCCAGCAUCUUCACAAGGUCCUUUGCUGUUGUUCUGGGAUUGAUUUGGACUUUUCGCACAAAGUACGUUAAUCUCUAGGAGACAGAACGCGUCUCCUUCCUGAGCGGUAUGACGGCUGCAUGGUCCCAUGGUGUUUAUACUUGCGUACUAUUGUUUGUACAGAUGAACGUGGUACCUUCAGGCAUUUGGAAAUUGCUCCCAAGGAUGAACCAGUGUAUGUAAACUUCUGACCCACUGGAAUUGUGAAACAGUGAUUUAUAAGUGAAAUAAUAUGUCUGUAAACAAUAGUUUGAAAAAUUACUUGUGUCAUGCACAAAGUAGAUGUUCUAACCGACUUGCCAAAACUAGUUUUAAUGACUCCACCCUAAAUGUAUUUAAACUUCCGACUUCAACUGUACCUAACGGUGUGAUAACGAGUUUGCAAGGGUUGUCGAUAAUUAAAUGUAUCAAACAAAUUUAACUACAUUUGUUUGGUUUUCCAGACACGACCAGACUAAAGAGGGAUGACGAGGUGGAUGCCAGAGACUACCAUUUUGUGAUGUCCAGGGAGCAGAUGGAGAAAGACAUCCAGGACCACAAGUUCAUCGAGGCAGGCCAGUACAACAACCACCUCUAUGGAACCAGCGUCCAGUCUGUACGGGAGGUCGCUGAGAAGGUGAGGGGAGGGGGAAGUGUCAGCAUACGGCUAUGUUUUGAUGUGAUGAGUUGUCUUAUCUAUCUCUCUUUAUGUCCAGGGGAAGCAUUGCAUCCUGGAUGUUUCAGGCAACGCCAUCAAACGACUACAGUCGACCAUGCUCUACCCCAUCGCUAUUUUUGUCAAGCCCAAGUCUGUGGAGAAUAUCCUGUAAGUUAAUUUCAUUCAACAUUUCAUUUUAAGAGGCCAAAGCAAUGGGAAUUAAGGGGCAAUGGGAAUUAAGAGUUCAGACUCUGUGUGUUUUUAUUCACAGUCACCUAUUUGCUGUAUAUAGGGCAAUGUCUUAGUCAUUCUCUCUCUCUCUCUCUCUCUCUCUCUCUCUCUCUCUCUCUCUCUCUCUCUCUCUCUCUCUCUCUCUCUCUCUCUCUCUCUCUCUCUCUCUCUCUCUCUCUCUCUCUCUCUCUCUCUCUCUCUCUCUCUCUCUCUCUCUCUCCCCCCACCCCUCUCUCCCCUAUAGAGAGAUUAAUAAGAGGCUAACAGAGGACCAGGGGAGGAAGAUGUUUGACAGAGCCAUGAAACUGAAGCAGGAGUUCACUGAGCACUUCACUGGUGAGUCCAGCCCCCCACACCAGUCCACUCUCAACCUGCUUCAUACACUACAUCUAUUUCUGCACUCAGCAUGAUGACAAGUGUCUGAUGUAGCAGAUCCCUAAAUUAAAUAAUGGGCAAAAUACAGGAAAACCUGUCCUAGCUAUAAUAUACACUGAGUAUACAAAACAUUAAGAACGCCUCUUUCCAUGAUAUAGACUGACCAGUUGAAUCCAGAUGAAAGUUAUGAUCCCUUAUUGAUGUCACUUGUUAAAUCCACUUCAAUCAGUGUAGAUGAAGAGGAGCAGACCGGUUAAAGAAGGAUUUUUAAGCCUUGAGACGAUUGAGACAUAGAUUGUGUAUGUGUGCCAUUCAGAGGGUGAAUGGACACGACAAAAGAUUUAAGUGCCUUUGAAUGGGAUAUGGUAGUAGGUGCCAGGCGCACCGGUUUGUGUCAAUAACUGUAACGCUGCUGGGUUUUUUACGCUCAAGAGUUUCCCGUGUGUAUCAAGAAUGGUCCACCACCCAAAAGGACAUCCAGCCAACUUGACACAACUGUGGGAAGCAUUGGAGUCAACAUCGGCCAGAAUCCCUGUGGAACGCUUUCAACACCUUGUAGAGUCAAUGCCCCGAUGAAUUGAGGUUGGUCUUAGGGCAAAAUGGGGUGGUGCAACUGAAUAUUAGGAAGUUGUGCCUAAUGUUUUGUGUACUCUGUGUAUGCAUUUAGUAUCUUUGAGAUGUAGUAAGUAGCCUUGCUCGAGCCUUGGCUUGUGCGAGCCGGAACGGCUCAUAGGAUAAGGAGCCUAUAUCCUGUUUCUGCAGCGUGAGGCAGCUUAAUCUACAAGUACACUCCCGAUACAGGACACUAGUCUAUCACUGAGAUGUAGUGAUGUGUCUAAUGUAUGUCCCCUCUGUGUGUUGCUGCAGCUAUAGUCCAGGGGGACUCUCUGGAGGAGAUCUACAACACAGUGAAAAUCAUCAUCGAGGAGCAGUCAGGACCCUUCAUCUGGGUUCCUGCCAAGGAGAAGUUGUGA
Molecule: messenger RNA, 6349 nt
Organism: Coregonus sp. 'balchen'
Lineage: Eukaryota; Metazoa; Chordata; Actinopteri; Salmoniformes; Salmonidae
Source: the annotation of a GenBank genome assembly